AUGAAGCUACUGGGGACCUCUACCGCUGAAAAGGAGCAAAUGCAGCUGAUAGAUAUGUACGUCCCCGAUGAGGAGGUUGACUGGACGAGCGACGCAUACAUUCGGCCUAACGGUGACGAGAGGUCGCACAGGGCGUGUGACGACUGCCCUGCUCACCGCAUACUCACCGCGUGCUUCUCUACUCUUUUGAUAAUCAUAGGCGUCGCUGCUUUUAUCUUCGUUGCCGUUGUGGGGAGCCUACCGGAGCAGAUGGGACUUCAUCUUAACUGCACAACUUUGUUUUUUUUCUUGGUGUGCCCUGGAAUAUUCUUCUUGUUUGUGGGACUUGUGGGCGUAGUCUCGGCAUGGCGAGAGACACAAUUCGCCUCUGUAUUAUUCUCGGUACUUGUUGCAAUACCGGCCUUCGUUUUACUUGAGGCCGGCAUGCUACUUUUGGUUGUGUAUCUUAAAGUGGUUUCAUCUAAUUUUUUGGCCGAUGUCUGGGAGUUGGCUGUGCCACGUGCCCCAGACGUUAUCUGCGAAUUUCAAGAACGGCUGCAAUGUUCAGGGUUUGCCCCUUCGCAAUGCUGCGUCAGCAAUCUGACGGCAGCAGGGUUGCCCAACGUAUCUUCAUGCUAUUUGGUUGCCGAGGACGGUGUGACGACGCUUGACCCACACACGCUGCAACCGGUUUCCUGGCCGUCACGUGUCUGUGCGCCCACCUGUGUUUCGUCGAACGUUUACAAUGCCACAUGCCAGGAAAGAUUUGAAAAUUUAUGCAGGAAAAUGCUUCCACCCUCAUGUGGUGGAUUUUUUGCUGUUGGAUUUGUGUUUCUUGGUUUUGGUGUUCUUGCCUGUUAUCGUGUCACAGGUAAAAGAAUACAGGACAUUUUGCCUUCGGUACGACUAUAG
Trypanosoma rangeli is the source of this 891-nucleotide messenger RNA. RefSeq lists its product as uncharacterized. The transcript has a single exon. Gene Ontology annotation, cellular component: membrane. Lineage: Eukaryota; Euglenozoa; Kinetoplastea; Trypanosomatida; Trypanosomatidae. The coding region runs from base 1 to 891 and encodes 296 amino acids. The record is from RefSeq and is a predicted model, not a curated record.